This is a messenger RNA of Botrytis byssoidea, 1848 nucleotides long. RefSeq lists its product as uncharacterized. Bases 1 to 1848 code for a protein of 615 amino acids. The transcript has 4 exons. Lineage: Eukaryota; Fungi; Ascomycota; Leotiomycetes; Helotiales; Sclerotiniaceae. The record is from RefSeq and is a predicted model, not a curated record.
AUGUCCACCGCAUCAAACAGCCAAUUAUUAGCCACUACAAAACGUGAUUUUCAUGAACUCGCCCAGCAACUUUUUCUGACGACUCAAGAGCUUAUAAGACCACAGAAUUAUAGGAGCGAUACCUUCCCGCAGUCGAAAAAUUAUGUACUUCUCCAUGAGAAAGAGCAACAUCUAGCAGAUCACAUAGCAGUCCUCGCCCAAGCCAAGGAGGGCGCAGCUGGUGUGUCAGCAGCUAUGAUCGAAGAGUGCAACGGCCGAAAUUCACCAUCGCUAAUUAUUCGAAUUGCAUCAAACGAAACGCCUUUACCAGGAACUGUGGAUGGAUUACGUAGGUGCUUAGAUAUAGUGGAGGAAGCCGCUCGUGCAGAAACGGAUGAGCACAGAGAUGUUCACAAGUCAAAUCUCAUGCAAAUUAUCAAGCUGAGCAAAGGUCAUCUGCGACGCGACAUCGGCCCACCAAAGAAUCGAGGUGGAAAAGUCAGACUUUUGCUUUCUGACAGGCUUAAAUCAUUGCGAUGUAGACUUCUGGUACUAGAGAACAAUGUUGGAAAUACCCAUCUGCGAAGUUCUCUUUGUGUCAAUCUUCCAGAAUUAUGCCAGAAAAUCGAAAGCUUUACUCUUUCUUCCGAAGAAAGUCAAUUGAACCAUUUAACCGCAAUAGUCCUGGCUGCUCACAAAGUGUCGACAACCGCCAAUAAUCCAUCACUUGAACAUCAGCUCCAGAUGAAAGGUAUUGACCUUGAUCUCAGCCACUGCCGCACCGUCUUCCAAAUCGACGAGAUAAGCAAAUACCUAGACAUUAGUAACGACUUGAUAGACCUUUCUCGGAAAAUCAGGUGUAAUGGUUUAUUUUGCAACAUCCGCUUGGAAGUGUGCACUGCACCCAAGGCUCAUGAAAUACAACUCAUUUCUUUCUAUGAGCAAUUCCCGGCGGGUUUGCCUCCAAGGUGCAUAGGAUCUAGUAAGUCGGCUUGCUUUCUAUGCGACUUGUUCAUCAAGAAACAUGGAUUAUACCGUAUUUCGCGUUCGCACGGCAGACUGUAUCCAAAAUGGACGAUACCAGAAGGAGAUUGGGCUAAUGAAGAGUUAAACCUGAGGUUUAGUGAGAUUUUGAAGGACGUGAGCCUGGAAAUGCUGCAGAUUAAAAAGAAUUUCGUGAGACGACCCGGGUAUGAAUGGAAUGGUGCAGAGAGCAGGGUGCAUCUAUUGAUACUUCCGUCGAACUUCAAUGCGAUUUCAAACCCUAUAACAGAAACGAGAGCUUCUUUGAGGUCAAAAAUUUCAUUGAAAGUUGCCGUUGUUCAUAAGUCUCAGUCUGAGCUUUCCGAAGCCUCGAAAGCCACAAUAAACACCACUUCGGCUGUCGUAACAGGAGCUUUGAACGGGCUUAUUAGUACUGUUCUCGAAUCAGGGCUUAUCUCAGGUUCCGACUCGGCGCCUUCCAUUAGCUCAAGACCACCACACCCAAGUUCCUUAUACGAUUGCCGCCCACAGGACCUCCCCAGUACAAUUCUUAUCUUCCCCGAUAACCCCCUAGACACAAUUAUCCUCUCCAUCGGUAAAGUAGAAUACAUACUUGAUAUUCGCGACGUGGAGUUUGGAUAUCUCAAUAUCAGACCAACGAAGCAAAUUGAUGUACUGACAGGAAGGGAGCAAUCGCAAAGUAAAGCGUUGGCUGAAGGAAAUCAUGAAGGACUCCGACUUAUAGAUGUCAGAGGUUCUGAACUUGAUGGCGAGCUUGUGCUCACCGGCAGAAAUUCGGUUUCAAGAGAAGUGGAGUUUUUUGUGAAUGAUGGGGGAGAGUGUUGCAUUUGUGUCAAGAUUGUAUGGGGUGUAAAGGAGGGGUAA